GUUCAAAUAGUCUUGCAGCAAUAAAUCGAUCUUAACCACAAAGACGAUCGAAAAAGAAGAUUCAGAGAAUCAACAGCAAUGGAGAACGGCAGAAGGCCUGGAAGGAGCGACGCUCGUCUAUCCAUGGAGGAAGAAAGAGAAAUGGAGGCCAAAACUCGAGAGUACUUCAAUAGCGUAGCACCGAAACGCCACACUAAGCCUCAGCGCAGCGAGUUCUCUGCUCAUUACGUCGACAAAGUAAAUGGCAAAAACGAUUACAUUCCUGAACUCGCCGAGUUUCAGCGCCUUGAAUCCGAUCCCCACGAGAGACUUACUUAUGAUGCCCGGAACGGCAAGAUCUCUGAGGAAUUUGUGGAGACGAAGUAUUACGACGAUCUCAAUUGUGCAGACAAACAGCACCAUACGACAGGAACAGGAUUCAUAAAAAUGGAGAAUGGAGAUUGCAAAGGCUUCAGACUUUCGGCAGAUUCUGCAACUGCCGGUUGCUGCCAUGGCUCUUGCAGGGGUAAUCCGGCGAACAACGACUGGAUUCCGGCCACUAAUGAUCUGGGAUAUUUUACUUUUGGCUCUGGGAAGCCGAACAGAAGUGAUAAUUAGUGAAGAACAAAAACGAGUUAUUGUCGCCAUUCUUAAGAAGUUAGACGUUGCAUGGAGAAGUACGCUGAAUAAUUUUAUAUCAUUAUUGUUACUUAUGGUCCAAUUUGACAAAAAAAAGAAGAAAAAAAAACAGAUACUAUGUAAACUUAAAUUUGGACACUUAGCGGUGUACUAUGCUAUUUAUGUAGGCUUAAUUUUUGAAUUCUGAUAAUGUAUUAGCUUUUCAAUUCCCGACUACUUCGAUUCCUAAUUUGUGAUCGCUAAAUGAAUUCUAUACAUGUAUUUGAAAUAAAAUUCAUCGGCA
Molecule: messenger RNA, 901 nt
Organism: Benincasa hispida (wax gourd)
Lineage: Eukaryota; Viridiplantae; Streptophyta; Magnoliopsida; Cucurbitales; Cucurbitaceae
Source: RefSeq, a predicted model, not a curated record